This is a messenger RNA of Mesocestoides corti, 780 nucleotides long. NCBI's taxonomy places the organism in Eukaryota, Metazoa, Platyhelminthes, Cestoda, Cyclophyllidea, Mesocestoididae. The record is from the annotation of a GenBank genome assembly.
GUGGUGUGGCCGUGCCUCUUGGAAGCUCAUCUUGAAGCUCUCGUCUUCACGUCACCACAAAACCCUCCUGCAAAUAAAAUACAUAACGCGCGCAUCUCGCCUCAAACCGCCUACACGAGGCACUACUUCCACAAGGUCUGUAUCGAUCCGUGGCUGCUGGAGCAGCGAAGUUGUCCAAUGUGCAAACUGGACAUUCUGCAGGCCUACGAUUUUCGGCCAGACAUGGCGUCGUGUCCGGCCUCGACGACUGGAGGCGACGACUCCAGCAGCCUGUCGCCGCCAGCUGCGGCUGCAACUUCGAGCGCGGUGGAGGUGGUGACGCAGGUGACCUCCUCCGACCUCGGCACCAGUCGCGUAGACGACGUAGCCGGUCCAGGCCCCAGUUGGAGUGCGGUGGUGUUGGAGGAGGUCGCGCUUCCCACGACGAGCCUGCCACCGCCGCCCCUGACAUUGUCGUCGUCUGGUGAUGUCGUGGUUGUUUCUUCCAUUUCCAGUUCGUACCAUGAUUUGGGGAACCAGUUGCACGAAAUGACACCCAGCCCCUCAGCAGCCUCCGAUCGCGUUGAUUGGCUUCGUGGGUUAUUCAAGACCCAGGGAACGGCACCGCAUCAGCGUCGGAACAAACGUGCCCGACAAGCCGACUCAGCAGAUCCAAAGGGGAACGAUGUGCACCCCUCGCGCGACCCCCUACUCACUCGAAGGGUGUCACACGAGGUGCCGGACGUCGUCGUUGCCACAACCCCCGAUGCUAGACCCCUGCCCCAGUCCUCGGCUUCUUGA